GGUCGUAUCGGCGUGAUUCUGGAUUGUCGUCGCAAUCUGCAGCAAAUCUGCAGUAAGCAGUAAAGCAGCUGCUGUAAUCAAAAUUAGGCCCUGUAGGUGACUAAAAUAUGGAGAAAAAGGUUGCCUUAGUAACUGGUGGGUCCAGGGGCAUAGGACAAGGAAUAGUUUCAGUUUUUGUCAGAAAUGGAGCUACUGUUGUCUUUUGCUCCGAAGAGCAAGAGACUUCAGAAAUUCAUCACUUUGUUCACAUGACAAACAGUGAGGGUCUGGGAAUAUGUGAAUUUGUCACCUGUGACUUGACAAAGGAGAGUGAUAUCAAGAAGCUUGUGGUGUACACCGUGGCCAAGUACAGCAGGCUGGAUUGCUUGGUGAACAACGCUGCAGCACACCCGCUGCACAUGCCAAUUGAGGGGUUCUCUGCAAAUGACUUUCGCACGUUAUUUGAGCUAAAUGUCAUGGCUUACUUUCUCACAGCAAAGUAUAGCUUGGCACACCUUAGGAAACAUGCCGGGAACAUCAUCAAUAUAACUAGUCUUGUUAACCAACUCGGACAGAAACACGCUGUGACGUACUGCGCCACAAAGGGGGCAGUGACAGCGAUGACCAAGGCACUCGCGAUAGACGAGGCAAAGUAUGGAGUGAGAGUAAAUUGCAUAUCACCAAGCUGUAUUUGGACGACAAUGUUUGAACGAGCAACAAUGUCAACACCUAAUCCAAAGAAAGCAAUCAAUGACGGAGCGGCACAACAGCUGGUCGGUCGGUUUGGUACGCCAGAGGAGGUUGGCGAAGCGGCUCUCUAUCUCGCCACAAAGGCAACGUUCUGCACAGGCACUGAUCUUAAUGUGACAGGGGGUGCCGAACUGAACUUUGGCAUAAAGACUCAAGUGACGGAUAUCAACUGAGUUGAUGAAAUAGUACUCUUUGAACUUCUUGAUAGAAAGGAUCAACGGAUCAACGGAUCACCAAAGGUGAACACGUGAAACGUAGACCAGAACCAAUACACACUACCUCUAUCAAAUUCUUGGCAGAUCAACCAGUCUGCCUUCCUGUGUGUUUUUACCUGAUAUUUUUAUGAUCAUGAAUAUAUGCCGGAGAAAAUUAUCACAAAAAGCCUUCCUCUUUGUCUCUUAUAUACAUGUUAUUAAUAUAAAAGAUAAUGCAAUAGUUGCCUAUUGCAUUUACACACAUAUCAUCUGAAAUAUCAGUUUCCAGAAUCAACUAGCUGUGACAAUUAAAGCAGCCUGCAGUAAAGCAGUGCUCAACUUACGAUCACGCCACUAGUAACAUAAUGAUAUUUUCUAACAUGAUGUAGCUAAAGUCGUAAAGUUACUGCAGACAGCUAUUUACAUCAGCAAGCAUUUUGAAGCUAUAUAUAGGUCUCACUCACAUAGAAAUUUCCAUGCGUGUUCUGUGUAAACAGUAAACAGCACCAAUUAAGAACGUC
Priapulus caudatus is the source of this 1444-nucleotide messenger RNA. RefSeq names its product 17-beta-hydroxysteroid dehydrogenase 14-like. The coding region runs from base 108 to 902 and encodes 264 amino acids. Gene Ontology annotation, molecular function: oxidoreductase activity. The transcript has 10 exons. Lineage: Eukaryota; Metazoa; Priapulida; Priapulimorpha; Priapulimorphida; Priapulidae. The record is from RefSeq and is a predicted model, not a curated record.